Molecule: messenger RNA, 797 nt
Organism: Nothobranchius furzeri (turquoise killifish)
Lineage: Eukaryota; Metazoa; Chordata; Actinopteri; Cyprinodontiformes; Nothobranchiidae
Source: RefSeq, a predicted model, not a curated record
GUCAGACAGCUCAGACAGAGAAUGCUGAGAAGGACUGGAACAUGGCUGCACGUAAACGAGCCUCUCAGAACGACACCGGUCUGCAGGUGGGAACCAGCGGCAAACAUCUGCGCUCCGGGAAUGAGAAAAGACACGUAGCUGCUCUGGUUCUGGCCAGGGGAGGAAGCAAAGGCAUCCCUCUGAAGAACAUCAAGAUGUUAGCUGGUGCUCCUCUGCUGGGAUGGGUGCUGAGAGCUGCUGCUGACUCAGAGAUGUUUGACAGUGUGUGGGUGUCGACAGACCACGAUGAGAUUGAAAAAGUGGCAAAAUCCUGGGGCGCCAAAGUUCACCGGAGGAGUCCCCAAGUUUCCAAGGACUUAUCAUCUUCAGUGGAAACCAUCCAGGAGUUUCUCAGACAUAAUCCGGAGGUGGACAUUGUUUGUCACAUCCAGGCUACGUCUCCGUGUCUCCAUCCGUCUCACCUACAGCAGGCCUUAAAGAAGAUCUUAGAGGACGGCUAUGACUCUGUCUUCUCUGUGGUCCGGAGACAUCAGUUCCGCUGGAAGGAGGUCAAGCCAGAUGGUUCUGAAUACACCCACCCGUUUAAUUUGGUGCCUUCAAAGCGUCCACGGCGUCAGGACUGGGACGGAGAACUGUACGAGAACGGUUCGUUCUACAUCUCCAAAAGAGACCUCAUCUUGACAGAGGGCUCUACGCAGGGUGGUAAGGUAGCCUACUUUGAGAUGGAGCCGGAGCACAGCGUGGACAUAGAUGUGGACAUUGACUGGCCUGUGGCAGAACAGAGAAUUCUCAGGUGA